This is a messenger RNA of Triticum turgidum subsp. durum (durum wheat), 1239 nucleotides long. Lineage: Eukaryota; Viridiplantae; Streptophyta; Magnoliopsida; Poales; Poaceae. The record is from the annotation of a GenBank genome assembly.
AUGUCGCCCAUCGCGAAGUUCGUGUUCUGCUUGACCCUGCUCGCCGCAUGGCGCCUCAGCUCGACCCUGUUCGCCGAGGCGCCUCCAGCUCCUGGUGUCGACUCCGCGUCCAGGAACGCAUCGUGCCUGGCUCUCGCCAGGGAGGCCGGAAUCCGGUCGGAAGGCGGCACGGGGCGCAACUUCGUCAUCUCGCCGCUGUCCAUCCACGCAGCGCUCGCGAAGGUGGCCGCCGGCGCGCGGGGCGACACGCUUAGCGAGCUCCUGCGGUUCCUCGGGUCGGCGUCGCUCAACGAGCUGCACCGCGCGGCGGCGACCAAGCUCGUCGGCAGGCUCAACGGCAUAGGGCAGACGUCCUUCACCAGCGGCGUGUGGGUGGACCGGAUGCUGGCGCUCAAGCCAGAGUUCAUGGCCAUCGUCGCGUCGCGGUACAACGCCACGGCAGAAUCCGUGGACUUCGUGUCGGGGGCCGAGCAGGCGAGGCAGCGCGUGAACGCCUUCGUGGCGGACGCGACCAACAAGCAAAUCCUCGAAGUCCUGCCUCCGGGCUCCGUCGGCCCCGGCACGGCGGUCGUCCUCGCCAACGCGCUCUACUUCAAAGGGGCGUGGACACAGCCGUUCGACGUCUCUACCGCGCCGUUCCACAUUCCAGGCGGCACCACCGUGCGCGUGCCAUCCAUGACGACAAGCGAGCCACAGCACAUCGCGGUCUACCCGGGCUUCAGGGCCCUCAAGCUGCCGUACAAGAACGACGUGCAGCAGCAAGCUGAAUUCUACAUGCUUAUCCUACUACCGGACAGCGAGACUGAGAUCGCCGAUCUGUAUGACAAGGCUGUGUCGAUGCGGGAGUUCAUCAAGACGCACACGCCGACAGAGAAUGUUCCAGUCAGGCAGUUCAUGGUCCCCAAGUUCAAGUUCACGUCCGAGUUCGAAGUGUCAUCCGACAUGCGGAAGCUUGGUAUCACUAGGGCUUUCGAAGGCGGCGACUUCUCGGGCAUGAUGACCGGUGGGGAAGGGCUUUCCAUCAACGGGGUGUACCAUAAGGCCACUAUCGAGGUGGACGAGGUAGGCACCGUGGCCGCCGCUGCCACGGCCGUCCUCUGGUUUGGUAGUGCGGCUCCGGGGGCACCACAGGAUUUGGUCGAUUUUGUGGCGGAUCGACCUUUCUUAUUUGCCGUGGUAGAGGAGGGGACAGAUGCAGUUUUGUUUCUUGGUCACGUGGCUAAUCCUCUCACUCACUAG